Messenger RNA from Anoplophora glabripennis (Asian longhorned beetle), 2124 nucleotides. RefSeq names its product protein penguin (gene peng). Lineage: Eukaryota; Metazoa; Arthropoda; Insecta; Coleoptera; Cerambycidae. Gene Ontology annotation, biological process: regulation of translation. Gene Ontology annotation, molecular function: mRNA binding. The record is from RefSeq and is a predicted model, not a curated record. Bases 194 to 2065 code for a protein of 623 amino acids. The transcript is spliced from 7 exons. Gene Ontology annotation, cellular component: nucleolus.
AUUUUCGUUUUCUCUUUUGUGUGGUUUGGGAAUAAUGGACUGUCACAAUGUAGACGAAGAAGACGAGAUCUCUUUGAAAUGUUGACAACAUAACCUAGAAAUUAGAAAUGUAAUAACCUAUAAAUAUAUAGAACGUGGAAAUUGUGUUUCCUAUAAGAAGUUGUAAAAAAAUAUUAAUAAAGUGCCAUAAAAAAUGAAGAAAAAAUUGAAUACUGAUGUUCAAGAGAGUCCACCUCAGAAAAAAACUAAAUUAAGUAAAGCAGCACCUGAUGGUGAAGAAAAAGCUGUGCAAAAACAAAAUAAGCCGUUAAGCAAAACAUCAAAAUUUACCAAAACUAACAAGGGAGAUCCUACGAAUAUCAAAGAAGCUAAGUUAAAAACCUUUUCUGCAAACAGUAAAGAAAAAGUCAAUAAACAAGGUCAAAAACCGGAGAAGGUGGAAGAUUGGUCCGAAUUCAAGAAGAAAAAGAAAGAACUAAAACUGAAACGCAAGCAAACAAAAAACAGUUUUGAUGUUAUUGUUAGAGCUAAAAAGAUAGGGGAAGACUUGAGAAGGAAAUCGUUAAAAGGAGGAGAAGAAAAACGAACUCAACUCAUAAAUGAAUUGCACAAUAUUCUGAAAGGCAAGGAACAUUAUGCUAAGUUCGUUUUGGCACAUGACACUGCGAGAUUGGUGCAAUGGUUACUGAAGUAUGCAUCCGAUAUUGUAAUACAGCAAAUCUCAAAGGAACUGAUACCCGUUACUGUGGAAAUGCUACAAUCGAAAUAUGGUAUCUACUGCGUAAAACGUUUACUGAAAUACGGAAGCAACGAGACUAGAUCACAAGUCAUAGAUGCUAUGUACGGUCAUGCCGUGAAACUAGCAAGCCACGCCGUUAGCGCACCAGUAGUAGAAUACGCCUUCUCGACAUGGGCAAGUCCAAUACAGAAGCAGAACCUCAUCCAAGAAUUCUACGGUGACUUGUACAAAAAUUCGAAGGACGCUAAUGUUAAACACCUUCGGGACACCUACAAAGACAACGAGAGCUUGAAAAUGGGAACUUUGGGGGCGACUAAAGCAAAUUUAAUGAGGAUUUUGAACAAAACGCUGUUAGAUUCGGGAUUGGUGCAGUCAGUGUUGUGUCAGUUUUUAACGGAAUGUUCGGACGACGACAGGAAAGAACUGAUUAUGCAGUUGGCACCCCAUAUCGUUGUUAUUAGUAAUAGUAAGGAUGGAGCUAGGGCUGCCAUGCAGUGUAUUUGGCACGGUACAAAUAAAGACAGAAAGGUUAUUAUGAAAAGUUUAAAAGAGCAUCUAGUUGAAUUAUCGAAACAUGAACAUGGUCAUUGCACAAUCAUCGCUCUCUUAGAUUCGGCCGAUGAUACCGUCUUGUUGCAGAAAGUUAUACUUACAGAAAUAUUGAAGAACGCUAAAGACUUGGCAGUUAGCGAGUGGGGUAGAAAGGUUCUUCUUUGGUUGGUAGCUCCUGCUGAUUCCACGAAAUUUCACCCUGUGUUCAUUAAGGAGUUGAACCAAGGACGGGAAUUGUCGACUUGUAAGAAAUCACCAGACGUCAGACGAAAGGAAAUAUUAGGGUACGCUAUAUCUACUUUAUUAGAUCUAGUAACGAACGAUGCCGAGUUUUGGCUGUCAAAUGCAUCGUUGGCCACGGAAAUGAGCGCUAUUGUUAAAGCGGGUAGCGGGGCCGAUCUAGAAAAAGCAUAUAACAGCAUCGUGGACGUAAUAACAAAUUUGGAGUGGAAAAUAAAAGAGAAAGAAAACGAUAUCUUUGGUGUAGAACAUUCUGGGUUACACAUGACUUUAAAGAAACUGGCACAACAUGAUAAAGUGAACGUAGAGAAUGGAAAUUCAACCUUCGGUGGUGUAUUAGCCGGAAAGUUGAACGACGAAGUGUUAACGACUUGGAUAGAAUUAAAUAGAGGAUGUUUUCUUCUGGUCGCGGUCUUCGAAAAUGGUUCCGAGGAAACGAAAACUGUUUUGAAGGAUAAAUUAAAAAAAUAUGUCAAGAAGUUGAAAGAUCUAAGUAGUAGCGGAGCCAAAGUUCUACUCAAAAAGUUGGAAUAAAGAGUUAAUUUAAGGUUCUAUAUGUUAUAAUAAACAGUUAAUACAAAUGUAAUUUUUGA